This is a messenger RNA of Styela clava, 661 nucleotides long. NCBI's taxonomy places the organism in Eukaryota, Metazoa, Chordata, Ascidiacea, Stolidobranchia, Styelidae. The record is from RefSeq and is a predicted model, not a curated record.
UUUCCAAAUCUACCUUAUAUUAUUGAUGGAAAUGUUAAAAUAACACAAAGUUGGGCGAUAUACAAGUAUCUCGGUCGAAAACUUGGACUGAUGCCAAAUACAGACAACAAGAUAUGUCAAGCUGAAAUAUUGGAAGGCGAAAUACGAGAUCUCCGGACUUUAAACUACAGUUUUUACUCACCAGAUCUUUACGAAAAACAAAAAGAAAUCAAGGAAAGGCAAGAAACAAAGAUUGAAUAUCUUGAAAAGUAUUUCCAAGGCAAGAACUUUGUGUUGGGAGAUGAUAUCUCGUACUUAGAUUUUUCUUUGUUUGAGACCCUGGAUCAUCACCGACUAUUCUUUGCUGACAUUUUUGAUAAAUCACCUAAUAUUCAAGCUUACAUGAAACGAUUCGAAUCAUUGGAAAAACUGGCAAAAUACUUCAAUUCCGAAAAGUACAAAAAAUUUCCAAUUAGUGGACCCAUGGCCAUCUGGGGAGGAAAGGAUUAUGACGACAGGAAAUAGAGGAAUCGUCGUGACAUUAUGGGCAUGGAAGCUAUGCCCAGUCGACUUUAGACAGGGGCUUUGUUUUUAUCAAUUUUAAAAAUAAUUUUUGAAUGUAAAAACAAAUUCGCUCAAACUCUCUACUCUCUUCGCCUAGCUCUCUCUCAAAGAUAGUACC